Punica granatum (pomegranate) is the source of this 4767-nucleotide messenger RNA. The record is from RefSeq and is a predicted model, not a curated record. Lineage: Eukaryota; Viridiplantae; Streptophyta; Magnoliopsida; Myrtales; Lythraceae.
CCUCCGUUGCUCGUGACAUGGCGAGGAAAGGCAACGAAGAGGCUGUCUCCUCCUUCGACCCGACAGGCUGAAACCUACACGCAGGAAACUCCUUUUCAUUGCCGUCGAUCACAGGAUAAGCUCUUAGCAGACCGCCGUUUCGGUGUCCGAUUCGCCGGUGCCGUUGGAUCAUAGACCAGUCAACCGGGCCUCCCUUUUCCACCGUUCGUUUGCCUGCUCACGGAUAUGUCGUAUAGCCGGAGCUGUUGCUGCUGCUGCUGCUCGCCGGCGCUCCCUCUUACCCCGACCGUCGGAUUCCGACGCUCCGUUCAUUGAACGCCUGUGCGGAUCGUUGUGGAAAGGAGGAGAACGUAUCAUCUUUCUCGAUGAAUUCGUCGGACUUCGAGAAGAUGAGCUCGCAUUUCAGCUUCAACUCGCCUUCGGAUCCUCGAUCAAGAUUGUUUGCCAAGUCCCGAGUGUACAAGAGGAGGAGCAUUAACCGGCCUAAUCUGAAGCCGGACAUUCAGGCUGGUCCCGGAGCCAAUCCGUUCCUCCAGGCCGCGGCCUACCCGCCGGUUCGCGGCUCUUCUCUGCCCGUGGAGGGUGCUUUUAAUGCUGCUGAAGUAGGGUUCGGAUCGAAUGAUAUGAUUGGAGGCUUGAGGGAGGGAGUUACUGAUGAAAUGAGGAACCUGAAAAUUGGGGGCGACGACAAGCCUCGGGAUGCUGCUUCUAAGUUGAAUGCAAAGCCGAGUUUUGAAUCACAGGGUGGGAAUCGGGUGAGUUCCUUAUCUGCUGAUGACGACGUCAUGGCCUCGAAGCUGCCAGAAGACAUGAUUAGGAAGUUGAACAUUGAAGGUUUGGACAAGGGACCGGUAGACAAAAGCUACCCGAAUGUAAAGCCUAGUGCUAACAUGAAAGAGGGAACCAAGCUCGGCGGGGGAAUUAGUGGGAGAAAUUUGGAUUCCGAACUUCCCUACAAGCUGAAGGAGAAGCUGAACAUUACAGGCUCAGAGGAACUUGGUGGCAAAAAUGCAGAAACUUCAGCUGGUCCCCAUAGUUUAAAGACGGAUAAUGUGAACUUGACGAUGAAAAAUAAUCUGAGUUCUGCCCCUGGGGGAAGGAGCAACCGGAGUGGUCAAUGGAGUGGGGUGACGGACAAUGUACUGUCGGAUGAGGUGGAGAAGAAACUGAAUCUUGGAACCGAAUCAAAGUAUUCUUCUAGCAGUACUGAUCCGCCGCAAUUUGGUUUUGCUGCUGUACCAUCAUUUGCAUUUACGACCGGGGAUAAUGUACCGAAGAAGGAUGACACUAUCUUCAGCAGCAGGCCAACGGAUGCAGGGGCACCCUUUGUGGGAUUCACAACACCAGCCUCGAAAGUGAGCUUAGCUUCUGGCGUUGGGGUUGGGCAGAAAUUGGAAUUCACUGCGAAGAGGGAGACUGCCAACAGCUCGAAACUGAAGAAGAAGAAGGGCAAGUUGAGGCAGUCCACCCAUGCCCAUGCGCCGCUGCAGCCCCUCGUAAAAGAAUUUGUUACAGGUGGGAGCAGUUUUGUGGAAAAGCCGGAAGCUUCGGACUCUUAUUCCCCUAUGGAUGUGUCGCCAUAUCAAGAAAAGUUGGUGGAUGAUAGAUCCUCUAGAGAAGCUUCAGUAACGUCGAGCGAAUCUUUUGGUUUACAUAACGAGUCUGCCCCCACUAAUUCUCAGAUAACUGGUUUCAAUAAUCCGGUCGAUGAAUACCUUGUUGAUGCAACACAAUGUAUGGAAAUAAACAGCGAUGAGGACCACGGGGAGUUAAAUGAGGAGCCCCCUAUGAAGAAACCAUGUGAUCAAUCAGUACCAGCAGCGGAUACUGAAAGCUUUAAGACUGCACCUGAUGAGCUUGAUUCCACUGGGGACGAAGGCGUGACUUCAUCUGAGAAAACUGAAGCUAGUUGUAGUUCGAACUUUGAGAGAAAAGAUAGCGGGGGGAGGGUGCAAUAUGGUUUUGUUGCACAUCCGGAAGAAACAGUAGGAUCUAACUUCACCUUCAGUGCCUCCUCCUCUGCCUCCAAAGGACAAGUUUCAACUCUGAAACGCAAUACUAAGAAGAAAACUUCAAACAAAGCCGGUCACCCUUCAUAUAGCGUUGAAAUUCCUUAUGUGUCAUCAUCCUCUAUUUUGUCAUUUUCAACUGCUGCCACAUCCCCCCUUCUGUCCCCGCAGUUGGAGAGAAAAAGCCGUUCUCCAUCCCAACAUAGAGGGAAAGACUCUAGGAUGAAUGCAGGUGAGGACAUGAAGCCCGAGUCUCCAACUACUACUGCAGUAGCAGCAUCUAUUGCAGCUCAGGAAGCAUGUGAGAAAUGGCGACUAAGGGGAAAUCAGGCCUAUGCUAGUGGGGAAAUGUCCAAGGCAGAGGGUCAUUAUACACAAGGAAUAAAUUGCAUCCCAAGGGAUGAGAUGUCCAGAAGUUGUCUCAGGGCUGUGAUGCUAUGCUAUAGCAAUCGUGCUGCAACUCGAAUGUGUCUGGGAAGAAUGAGAGAUGCACUGGAAGAUUGUACGAGGGCCACUGAAAUCGAUCCAAACUUCUUCAGAGUACAAGUGAGAGCUGCAAAUUGUCACCUUGCCCUCGGUGAAAUUGAAGAUGCAUUGCAGUACUACAAGAAGUGUCUGAAAGCAGGCGUUGAUGUCUGUGCAGAUCGGAAGAUUGCUGUAGAGGCUUCUGAAGGCAUCCGAAAAGCACAGAGAGUUUCUGAAUGCAUCAAUCGUUCUCCUGAAUUAUUGAUGUCAAGAACAUCCCAAGAUGCAGAGAGGGCUUUGGAAGUUAUUGCCGAGGCCUUGACAAUAAGUACAUACUCAGAAAAAUUAAUUGAGAUGAAAGCACAUACACUUUUCAUGCAGUUGCAGAGGUACCGGGAAGUGAUUCAGCUGUGCGAGCAAACUCUUGAUUCUGCCGAAAAGAAUUCUCCUUCGGUCUAUCCAAAUGAAUCUCUUGCCGACUCAGAUGUCUCUGAGUUUUCAAAAGGGUUGCAAUUCAGGUUGUGGCGCUGCUCUUUGAUUCUGAAAUCAUAUUUUCAUAUGGGAAGGCUCGAGGAAGGUCUUGCUUCACUGGAGAAGCAAGGGCAGCAAUUUUCAAUUGCCAAUAGGAGCGGAAGCUCCAUUCUGGAGUCAUCGAUACCCCUACUCAAGACUGUACGCGAGCUCAUACGUCUGAAGGCUGCGGGAAAUGAAGCAUUUCAAGCAGGGAAGCAUGCAGAAGCUAUUGAGCAUUACACUUCUGCUUUGUCAUGCAAUGCAGAGUCUCGGCCUUUUGCAGCUAUUUGUUUUUGUAAUCGUGCUGCUGCCUAUAAAGCACUGGGCCAAAUCACUGACGCUAUUGCUGACUGCAGCCUUGCCAUAGCUCUUGAUGGGAACUAUCAAAAGGCAAUCUCUAGGCGAGCUACUUUGUAUGAAAUGAUAAGAGAUUCUGACCAAGCAGCUGCUGAUCUUCGGAGGCUCAUUUCAGUUCUUACAAAGCAAGCCGAGGAAAAGACUAGGCAGGGUGGAGGAUAUGAUAGAUCGCUUGGCUGCGUGAAUGACCUUAGACAAGCACGCAUUCAUCUUUCUGAAAUUGAAGAAGAAGCCAAGAAGGAUGUCCCCUUGGACCUAUACCUCAUUCUGGGAAUUGACUCAACGGUCUCAGUACUUGAAAUCAAGAAGGCAUAUCGUAAAUUAGCGCUGAGGUAUCAUCCUGACAAGGUAUUUCUCUCCUUUGCUAGUCUGCUGUGUACCCGAUAUCCUCAUGAUAUUUCUAACACAAUUCUGCUUUACUACCAGGCCUGUCAAUUUUUGGCUAAAGGUGACAAUGGAGAUGAAAAGCUUUGGAGGGGGGUUGCAGAAGAAGUUCACAAGGAUGUUGACAGGCUCUUUAAGAUGAUUGGAGAGGCAUAUGCUGUUCUCUCGGACUCAGUGAAACGAGCUAAAUAUGAUCUCGAAGAAGAUACAAGGAAUGCCAUGAAGAGACGCAAUGAAGCAAGUUCGUAUAGAAUGAGGCGCCAACAACAAGGGGUCUGGAGAUCUCAUACUAACUCAAGGCCUCGAGUCUCAGAGUCGGCUCGCUGGACUCGGCAUAAGUGACGACUGCAUUCUCCAGCCUCACCUACUCUUUUGAGACUCUCUGUUACAUUGGUUGGGCCCAACCCUGUCCAGGCAGCCUCAUCGAUCCAAUCAUGCUCAGUUUCGCAAUGGCCCAAUCGCCUCGCUUGUGUUUUUGUGGGAUUUCAGUGAUUGAUUGCUUUCUACAAGGACGGUGUUGCCUUACACAGAAAGAAAAAGGGAAGAGUUUAGCAUGGGCAGUGACAUUGCAAAAUGGAGAAAUGGAAGGGACGAACGACUAAUUUGAUGCGCACACUGCUAACCCUUGUUUAUUUACUGUAAAUGCCCAAGAAAGAGUUCAAUUACUUUCCAGAGAAAAAAGGCAUAUAGUUCGACUUUGCGGUACUUCCUGUCAUCACCCCCCAGAGCGAAGAUGCAGAAGAUUAUCACUUGCAAAGAUAGAGGGAGAAAAGAGAACGAAGAUUUAUUCCUUCCACUGUUGUGUGUUCUGUUUCGAUUAUAUCUUUGAACAGUCUUUAUUUGUUGAACAGUUGAAAAAAGGAAAAGCUUACAGAGAAAAUGGGUUGAUUGUACAGUCCGAUAGGUUUUCAUUUUUAUGGGUUUUGGGUUUGGUUUGUAUUUCGGUUUGGUGACAUCGAGGAGCUUGAGAAUUCGUAAUAUGUUUUCUUUUUCAUGACAAAUUUUUAAUCCGAGGAACAUGCACUUCUUUGUUGGUUUU